This is a messenger RNA of Metopolophium dirhodum (rose-grain aphid), 1066 nucleotides long. Its product is annotated as maltase 2-like. The transcript has 3 exons. The coding region runs from base 393 to 977 and encodes 194 amino acids. The record is from RefSeq and is a predicted model, not a curated record. NCBI's taxonomy places the organism in Eukaryota, Metazoa, Arthropoda, Insecta, Hemiptera, Aphididae.
AUGAAACAAACCUUGGAGCUCAUUUCCCACUAAAUGUACGUCUUGCACGUCUAUAUCACUCACCUGCAAAAGAAUAUGUUGAGAAAUUAACAGAAUGGAUGUCAAAUUUACCAUCUGGAGCAUGGUCAAGUUGGAUUGUAUGUUAUAAAUACGAAUAUUUAUAAAAUACCGUGUUGUAAAAUAUACAUUUCUUUGGAAUUUUGAUCAAUUAAAUAACAAAUGGGCAAGGGGGUCACUGUAAUGGAUGUGUUAAAUUGAAAUGCCUUGAUAUUAUAUCAUUAUGUACUAAAAGAAUAUGUUUUUAAAAUAUAUUUGUGGUUUAGAUUGGAAAUCAUGAUGCUCGCCAUCGUGCAACCUCGAGAUUUGGAUUAGAAUUAAUAGAUGGUAUUCAUAUGCUACAAUUACUUUUACCAGGAACGCCCGUUGCUUAUAUGGGUGAUGAAUUGGGAAUGACAGAUACAUAUUUGAGAUAUGAUCAGCUCAUUGAUUAUAUGUCUAAAUCAAUUGGUAUAUCUCGUGAAACAGUUCGUACACCAUUUCAAUGGGAUUGCUCACCUCAAGCUGGAUUUUCUAAUAAAACAAAAACAUGGUUACCGGUGAACCCUAAUUAUGUAACGUUGAACGUUGAGUUUGAACAGAACGCUAGACGUAGUCACUUGAAGAUAUUCAAAGAAAUUGUAAAUCUGAGGCAGUUGGAAAUAUUCCGAACGGGAGACGUACAAUUUUACGAAUUAUCAGAAUAUGUAUUUGCUUUUUCGAGAAGUAACAAAUUUUUAAAAACAUACUUUAUUGUCAUUAACCUUGGAUCCGAAUUAGAAAAUAUUAACCUCAGAAAAUUCAAGAAGAGACUAUCUUCUAAGGUGACUGUGAAAAUUUCUAGUUUGUUUGCCGAACAAAAUAAUGGAGAUGUUGUUAGUGCUAAAUCUUUUACUUUAAGACCUUCUGCGGCCCUUGUUUUGGAGUCAUCGUUUUAUUAAUUUAUGAUUUUAAGAUCAUAAAUAAUGUUUAUACAUUGAACGAUUUUCAAAAAAAUUUUUAACAGUAAAAAAAAUUUUAAAUAAAAAAU